AUUUUUUUAAGAUUUUUAUUUUUCAGACAUAAUUGUUAAUUUCUUUAUGUCUUUUGUUUUAUUAUUUUACUCACGUUAUUCUUCGCUUUCUUGUAAUACACAUCAAUGGAUUCGGCACAUGCAAAUGUUAUAUUGGACGGAUCAGACUUUCAUGAAAUUUCAUUCUCAUAAAAGAUUUUAUAUUAAUUUUAUCAAAAAAAAUCAUGAUGGAUGCUUUUUUAUAUCCAAAAAAUUAUAUAAAAAAGAUGUUCAAAACAUUCCUAAAGGUUUACUGAAGAAAACAAUAUCUAUGUUUUCUUCAUUAUCAAGUGUUUCUUAUGAUAAAAAAGAUAAUGUUUUCUCUCCAAUUCUUCGGAAAAUUGCUUUAUGGGUAGCAUCUACAUUGGAAUCGUAUUCUCUUCGUAGUCUAGGUAUUCGUAAUACAAAAAUGCUAUAUAAACAUUGUACUGAACAAGGCAUUUAUGAUUUGGAUCGGAAUUUUUGGUAUUCGAAACAUGCUCUUCCACCAUCUUUUCAAACAUGGUUUCAUAUUACUUUACUGCAUGUUUGGAUGCUGAUGGUGCGUAUACGUGCGUUUCCUGAAAAAAUCUGCAAAAUCUAUCAGCAAGAACUUGUCAAUCAUUUUUUCGAAGAUUGUGAAUAUAAAAUGAUAAAUGAAUACAAGAUACAUAAUGAACGGAUUAUUUCUUUUUAUAUGAAAGAUUUGUUAAUGCAGUUUAAUGGUUCUGUAUUUGCAUAUGAUGAAGGUAUGUAUAGAAACGAUUGUGUGCUUGCUUUGGCAUUGUGGAGAAAUUUAUAUGCUGGAAAAACAAAAAUAAAUGUCUCGUUUCUCGCUGCAUCUGUCUUAUACGUACGUAAUACGUUGUUUGAGCUUGAUAAUAUGUUGGAUGAAGAUGUUCAAAAUGCAAAUAUACGUUUUUUACGGAUUUCAGAUACCUUUGAAUUAAAAGAUUAAUAAUUAAAUUUUGUAUAUUAAAAAUAAAUAUUUUGUAGUACAAUA
This is a messenger RNA of Pneumocystis carinii B80, 1000 nucleotides long. RefSeq lists its product as hypothetical. Gene Ontology annotation, cellular component: mitochondrion. The transcript has 6 exons. NCBI's taxonomy places the organism in Eukaryota, Fungi, Ascomycota, Pneumocystomycetes, Pneumocystales, Pneumocystaceae. The coding region runs from base 47 to 955 and encodes 302 amino acids. The record is from RefSeq and is a predicted model, not a curated record. Gene Ontology annotation, biological process: mitochondrial respiratory chain complex III assembly.